GGAGAGUGCAGAACUGCAGACGAUGCCAACCUUUUGCAACUAACUGAGUCAAAGUGAUUCAUUCAUUAUUCAUCUGUGUCAGUGAAAUAUACUCCUUUGGAAACGUUGGAACCAAUUCGUACCUCAUCACAUAACAGGUUGAAUAAAAAUGAACAAAGAUAAGAAGAAGAAAAAAAACACAAAUUGUAAGAAAUUGGAGGCUAAAUCACUUUCAAUUUCUAAAGCCGUGGAAUCAUCUCCGUUGAAUAUAUUGCGAAUAAAAGAAGAAAAGGAACGAAAAGAUGAGAGAGAAGAGUCGUUCAUCAAUAGUGAUACAGAAACGAUCUAUUCUCAAUAUGAUCAAGAGGAGCCGGUUGCAGUGGAGGAGCAGAUUGCCGAAGAAGAUGAACAAACUGCUUGGACCUGCGAUGCGGAAGAAGAGCCCAUUGUCACAAAACGCUCACACUUCACAGUGGAACGUAUAAAUUUACCUCCGGUUUGGCCGACGAAAAGAAGAAAGACGAUGGAUGAUAGUCUACCAAGUUGCUCCACAUCACCGAAACAGAUUCACUCUUCAGCCAAAGAAGGGUCUACUUCUGAAACCGUCGAUCACGAAGUCGAAGCACCACGGUACUUUUCAGGAAAAAAGAUCGGUCUCAGGUAUGCGACUUUGAAAUGUCGUGUACCUCGGGUGCUUACAGCACACCCGUCUAUGUUGGCCAAACGAAUGAAUUCUGAACCUUUGAAACUAAACACGCGGAAUAGGGCUGAUGCCAAAAAGAUCGCUCAUCAGAAAGCCAUUAAUCGUAAUUGGAAGGAAGUCGGACAUUGGAGCGUUUGGAGACAGUCUAGAGUUGAUGAUGAUGUACCGGGGUUGAUGUACCAAGAGAAAGCGAUCAAGUUUGCUCCAGUUGCACCUGAAGGCACAGUGUUAUCUGAAUUCAAUCCAACAUUUGCUCCCAUCAACGUUUUCAUGCAAAUGCUCGGUGGAUGUAGUACUUUGGACUUCUUGCUAGAAGCAACCAAUAGCUAUAUCCGCAGCUCCUGGAGAUACGACUUAAAAGGCAGGCCGCCGUCUCGAAAAAUUGGAGGUAAGCCUGAAGGCAAGAAAAAGCCCGAAAUGCCAAUAGAUGGCUUAGUCACCAGACACGAACUUUGUGCGUUCCUCGGCAUACAGUUCCUGAUCGGUUAUCAUCGUCUACCGGAGCUGUCAAUGUUUUGGGAACGUCAACCUGACUCCGGUUUUGGUCUAGGAAUUGUUCAACAAGCGAUGACGCGUGAGCGGUUUAAAUUCAUUUCCAAACAUAUAGCUUGUGCAAAUACGGGCGAGUUACACGAUGAGGAACAGUUGACGGUACGGCGUGAUUCUAUUCAAAAGAUCCAACCGUUGGUCGACAUACUCAAUGUUCGUUUCAAUGAGUGUCGCAAGCCUCCCAGGUGGCAAAGCAUCGACGAGAGCAUGGUAAAGUACAAAGGCCACUCGAUGCUUAGGCAGACAUUGAAAGGCAAGACGAUUAAGAGAGGAUUCAAAAUUUGGAGUCGUUGCUGCACUCAAGGGUACACUUAUAUGCUCGGGAUCUAUCGCGGGUCUCAGUUGGGUGCAACGCAAACAAAUCGAAACAACGAGGCGGUGGAGAGAGUUGUUCUCGAUCUCUGUCGGACCCUUACAGAGCAGGGACAUGUAGUGACCCUCGAUCAGUUUUUUACAAGCAUAAGCCUUUUGGACAAGCUCAACAGGAAGGGGAUUAAUGCUGUUGGGACUAUUCUUCCAAGUCGUUUGAACCAACCGAUCAUGAAGAAGAAAGAGUCGAACCUCAAGCCGGGCGAAUUUGUAGCCAAGUUCGGUGGUGAGCCGGGAACAUGCCAAAAAGGUCUCUUUAUCUGGAGAGACAUUAAGUCGUUUCGUCUAGUUUCCAACUUUCACGGCUCAGAGAUUGUUGAGGUCAAAACGAAGCAGAGCGACGGUUCAUUCCGAAUGAAAACUUGUCCCAAAGCAAUCGCCGAGUAUGUCGAUAAUAUGGGCGGAGUAGACACGGCGAACCAACUGCGUUCCCUCUACGAGAGAGACCGAAAAUCAAAGAAAUGGUGGCACCGGCUCUUCUACUCUCUCAUGGAAACGUGCCUAGUCAACAGCUGGAUAUGCUUCUGUGACCUGACCAAAGAGGAUGAAGUAACACAGGAAAAAUUUCUGAAAAAUGAGUCGUGUAUGGAUCUUCUCCAGUUCAAGCGCCGCGUUACGCUUGGGCUUUUGACCUACGGCCUUAACUCCGAAAAAUUCCAAGCUGGUCAAAAAGGUCGUUCGAUGCCCAUCCUUCAUCCCAUGCCAACUCCAGGGCCUAAGCGCCGCAAAAGCAGACUGAGUGUUCGAGAUGAACUACGUUUCAGUGCUGUCGGACUUCAUCUACCAAUUUUCGACGAAAAGAGAGGAAGAUGUGAGUGGUGCCAGGCAACAACUGAGUGCAAAAGGGAGUCCCGACCUUUUUCUCGCUGCACUCAAUGCAAAGUGUUUCUCUGCCUAUCAAAGAAAAGGAAUUGUUUCGUCGAGUAUCAUGGUGGAAGUUUAUUACAAGAUGACAAGGAUCCUUUGCAAGCGGAGGAAGCUGUCUAUUCUUCCGGAGAUUUUAAUCACGAAGCGGUUGAAAAAAAUCGUUUGGCAAUUUUUACUUUAUCCGAUGAAUCUGACUUUGAAUUAGAUGAUCGUACGAGAUGAUUGUUAAUUUAAGGACGAUAAGUAACCACAAUAAAUUUUUUCAAUUGUU
Daphnia pulicaria is the source of this 2738-nucleotide messenger RNA. RefSeq lists its product as uncharacterized. The coding region runs from base 149 to 2689 and encodes 846 amino acids. NCBI's taxonomy places the organism in Eukaryota, Metazoa, Arthropoda, Branchiopoda, Diplostraca, Daphniidae. The transcript is spliced from 3 exons. The record is from RefSeq and is a predicted model, not a curated record.